Messenger RNA from Dermacentor albipictus, 1609 nucleotides. Its product is annotated as probable serine carboxypeptidase CPVL. NCBI's taxonomy places the organism in Eukaryota, Metazoa, Arthropoda, Arachnida, Ixodida, Ixodidae. Gene Ontology annotation, molecular function: serine-type carboxypeptidase activity. The record is from RefSeq and is a predicted model, not a curated record. Gene Ontology annotation, biological process: proteolysis.
GCGCGAAACCAGACACGGCCGCCGAUCGAGGCGGACCGCAUCGCCUUCCGUGCCGCCGAUCGCGCUGCGAGAAGCAUGAGACCAAGAUGUGCCGCUCGCGUUUCGGCUCCGUCGGUGCUUCGGCUGGCCGGCGCCUCGCUGCUCACCGCGCUGCUGGUGCUCGAGUGCCAGCGCGGCGAAGCUCGGCUAGACCGGUGGUAUCGUCAGCGCUCGGGGGCAGGCGUGACAAAGAAGGACCGGGAGGAGUAUCCCCUGUACCUGACGCCGUACGUGGUGCAAGGAAGGGUACGCGACGGCCGCGAGCGCAGCCGCGUGGGCCCCAUCGACGGCUCGCCGGACAUCGAGAGCUACGCGGGCUUUCUGACGGUGCGCGAGCAUCAGCUCAACCACCUGUUCUUCUGGUUCUUCCCGGCCAUUAAGAAGCACUCGGGAAGCGCGGCUCCGCUGUUGCUGUGGCUUCAGGGCGGACCAGGCGCGCCGUCCAUGAUGGGGGCGCUGGUGGAGCACGGUCCCCUGCGCGCCGCCGCCGACGGCACGGCCACCUUCCGGGCGCACACGUGGGCCCAGGAGGCGUCGGUGGUGUACGUGGACCAGCCCGUGGGCACGGGCUUCAGCCACUCGCACGACGGCGUCGACAACCACUGGUACUGCGCCAACGCCUCGGACGCAGCCGCCGACCUCUACGAGUUCAUGGGCCAGUUCUGCGUCAUCUUCGCUGCCGAGUGUCACCGCGCGGACUUCUUCAUCGCCGCCGAGAGUUACGCAGCCAAGUUCGCGAUCGCACUGGCGACCAUGAUGAAGAUGAUGCGGGACGAAGACUCCCUGCCGCGGCUCAGCGGCCUCGUCCUGGCCAGCCCGUUCGUGGACCCGGAGAACCAGCUGGACAACAGCGAGCUGCUGCACCAGACCGGGUUCCUGACGGACGUCCAGGCGGCGCUGCUCUGGGAGCAGUACAACCGGGUGGCGCGCCUCAUCCGCCGCGGGAACUACACGGCCGCCAAGGACCUCCUGGAGGACAUCAUAGACGGCAACCCGACCGUGUCGACGACGCUGUUCGGCAACUUGACGGGCCUGCGGCAGGCGUACGACCUGGACCUCACGUACUCUCCGGCCAUCUUCACCGUCUACGAGGAGUUCGUGGAUCGGGCCGAGGUGCGUCGCGCCCUGCACGUGGGCCGCCGGCUGGUGUUCAUGCCCGACGGCGAUGCCGUCACGCACAGCAUGUACGCCGACAUUCUGGUCUCGUACAAGCACCAGCUGGCCGACCUCCUCGACCAGGACCUCAAGGUGCUGCUGUACGGGGGCCAAAAGGACCUGAUUACCCCCUUCAGUUCCGUGGAGCGUUUCAUGAAGACGCUGAGCUGGAAAGGCCAAAUGGAGUACGCCACCACGCCGAGGCUGCCCUGGCGACUGGGCACGGACCAAGUGCUGGGCUACUACCGCCACGUGCAUAACUACACCGAGGUGCUGGUGAGGGGAGCUGGCCACGUGACAGCUUUCGACAAGCCCAAGGAAGUGUUGGCGCUCGUCACCAGGUUCAUCUACGGCGCGCCGAUCGACGAUGCACGCUAAUCGCGUCGCCGAAUAAACUGGGUCGCCGGCUAUCAAA